Aspergillus clavatus NRRL 1 is the source of this 1602-nucleotide messenger RNA. Its product is annotated as MFS transporter. The record is from RefSeq and is a predicted model, not a curated record. Gene Ontology annotation, molecular function: transmembrane transporter activity. The transcript is spliced from 2 exons. NCBI's taxonomy places the organism in Eukaryota, Fungi, Ascomycota, Eurotiomycetes, Eurotiales, Aspergillaceae. Gene Ontology annotation, biological process: transmembrane transport. Bases 1 to 1602 code for a protein of 533 amino acids.
AUGUCUCAAUCAAUUGACUCCAAGGCGUCCGGCGACCUGGGCGUGGUCGAGAAAACCCACGUCUAUGAUGGCCAAGGCACCGAGGAAGACCCCUUUGUGGUGGAAUUCCAAAAGGACGACCUCGGUAACCCGAUGAAUUGGUCUCCGGUACGGAAGUGGCUUAUCACGGCCAUUGUGACAUUCUCUGUGUUUGCGGUGACCUUCACGUCGUCGGCGUACUCGGUGUCCGCCAACGAACUCAUCCCGGACUUUGACAUCAGCACCGAGGUGUUUAUCGUGGGGCUUUCUGUCUUUGUGCUGGGAUUUGCAAUUGGGCCGGCUGUUUGGGGACCUCUGGUAAGUGCUUCUGUAUAUCCUUCUCAAUCUUGGGAGACCCAGCUGACAGUAUCCGAACUGUAUGGACGACAAAUUUUCUGGCUCACCUCCCACAUUGCAAUGGUGGCCUUCAUUGGGGGCUCUGCCGGAAGCCGCAAUGUCGCUACACUCCACGUACUGCGCUUCUUCGGUGGUACCUUUGGGGGCUCACCGCUGGUCAACUCGGGCGGUGCAAUCGCUGAUCUUUUUCCUCCGGCCCAGAGAGGCCUCGCAAUGACGCUCUACUGCGUCGCACCCUUCCUAGGUCCCAUUCUGGGUCCCGUCGUGGGCGGCUUUGUCUCCGAGAAUAUCGGAUGGCGAUGGGUGCAGGGAGUCUGCUGUAUCUUCAUUGGUCUGCUUGGCAUUUUCGGCGUCAUCUUUGUCCCUGAGACGUAUGGACCCGUGCUGCUGAGCCGACGGGCCGCUCAGCUCUCCAAAGCUGACGGCAAGGUCUACAUCAGCAUCUUGGAGAAGAGCCAAGGCAAGAAGAAGCCGUCCGAGGUGUUCCAGCGCGCGCUCAUCCGGCCCUGGGUGCUGCUCUUCCGCGAGCCCAUCGUGCUAGUCGCCUCGCUCUACAUGGCCAUUAUCUACGGCACGGUGUACAUGUUCAUGGGCGCCAUGCCCAUCGUCUACAACGAGGAGCGUGGCUGGAGCGAAGGCAUCGGCGGACUCGCCUUCAUGGGUAUCGCCGUCGGUAUCAUCGUGGGGCUCAUCUACGCCAUCUGGGACAACAACAGCCGCUACAUGCGGCUGUUGAAGGCCAAGUCCGCCACGGCCGAGUCGCGCCUCCCGCCCGCUAUCGUCGGCGCCGUCGCACUCCCCAUCGGCAUGUUCGCCUUCGCCUGGACCACAUACCGCAGCAUCCACUGGUCCGUCGGCAUCAUCCUUUCCGCGCCCUUUGGCUUCGGCUGCGUGCUCGUCAUCCUUCCCAUCGUCAACUACCUGAUCGACGCGUAUACCAUCUACGCGGCCUCCGUGCUGGCCGCCGCCGCCAUCUUCCGCUCCGUCGUCGGCGCUGUCUUCCCCCUGUUCACACCGCAGAUGUACGAAACCCUCGGCAUCCACUGGGCGUCGUCCAUCCCGGCGUUCCUGACGCUGGUCUGCAUGCCGUUUCCCUUUAUCAUGUACCGCUAUGGAGGUCCGCUGCUGAUGAAGUGCAAGUAUGCCUUUGAGGCGGCGGAGAUGAUGAGACGCAUGCAGCAGCAACAGGCGCCUGCGCCGGUGAAGGAGGAUAAGUCUCCUGAGUAG